Molecule: messenger RNA, 5074 nt
Organism: Betta splendens (Siamese fighting fish)
Lineage: Eukaryota; Metazoa; Chordata; Actinopteri; Anabantiformes; Osphronemidae
Product: solute carrier family 45 member 4
Exons: 16
Coding region: 1266-3932 (888 amino acids)
Biological process (GO): transmembrane transport
Cellular component (GO): membrane
Molecular function (GO): sucrose:proton symporter activity
Source: RefSeq, a predicted model, not a curated record
AGUUAGCGGAGGCCUGGAAAACAAAACGGCUGCCGACUGCAUAGAAGGUCGCUCAAGUGUAAAGUAUGUGACUUGUUACAGCGGCUUUAAAAGCACCGGAGGCCCCGAAGCCGCGGCUCGGACGCUGCGGACACUUGUUAGAGAGAGAGCUGCGCUUCCUCCAUCAACGCAUCGCCGCAAUUCACCAGGAAGCAGCAGGUACGACUGCAGGGCUCCACAUCGAAGCCUGGACCCAACGACGACGCCUGAGCGACAUUUAUGAAGCUUUCACGACCUUUUGAUUGAUCAGCCAAUCGAUGGGGAUUUUCAGAGGAGCUCCGCCGACCUUCGCCGCCUGCCCACCUCCCCCCUCCCCCUGCACCCCCGCCCACCGCGUCAUCCAGCCCUCCAUCCAACCCUCCGUACACAAAAUGACUCUGGAACUCACCGAAUGGUCUUCUAUAUGGAUUUUUACUGCUUGUAAUAGACAGUAAACAGGCAAAGAGGUGGAAAACCUCGAUGACAAAAAAGCCAUAAGCGCGCACGCACGCACACACACACACACACACUCACACACGCACAUGCUCACACGCAGCACACUCAAGCACAGACACCCACGGAUACACCGACCUACUAACAUACCAAAUAAAGCUGUUGGUGAGUUUUCCAGACAGGAUCUCGCUCACCUGACAAACGUGCACAAACUCACUCUUGGAAUGUACAACACGCACUUCCUGUGAAAAAUUCAACUGCUUCCUUUUUUAUUUUGGGGAUUUUCUGCAAGUGUUCGGAAAAGCUGAUUUAGUUUUCCUCCUCUGAAAGCAAGCAGGCGCGAGAAGGAGGUCAAGGUGAUCAAGGAGACCAGGUUGUUCAUAGGACAACUAAGUGCUGAGUUUAGCAGAUCUAGAAAAUCAGAUCUCACCUUAUUGAUAGAUAGCGGGACCCAGAUUUAGAUUUAGAAUCUUAUUACCUCACACAUUGGGACACUAUCUGUUGUCAGAUAUUGUUCAAGUGUAUUAGCACUCCAUCACUUCUUAAACACCUUUAACAGGUGGUUAUUUAAAGCAGUAAUAGAUGCAACUACUAUAUAACCAGAUACAACAUUUGUAGCUUGUAAUUAAAUUGCUUCUAAGAAGACACUACUACUUUGAAAGUAAAUACAAAUAAGCAAGCGGCACACGCUGUGCAGGGAAGUCGUACUGUUUCCUUUCUUUUGUAGCUACAGCUGAUUGUUCUCCGAUUCAUCAGUGUGCUAGUAAAGGUGCGCCUGCGUUCACUCUGCGUGCAUGCCCUCCACCAUGCCUCCCCAGAACACGGAGGCUGACACUAUGCAGGUUGAAUCUCUGGCAAGCGGUGCUAACGGCAAGAACUCCAAAGCAUCAGGCUCUGAUGAGGAGAAGGGCGCGACAGCGGCAGCGGGGGGAGAGACGGAUGGAUUGGGAGGCCGAGGAGGGGAGGAGUCUGCGAGCGAAGGGUCGAUAGAAGGCAUUCCUCUCAAGAGAUGGGUGAUGCACGGGGCCGUGAUGUUCGGCCGAGAGUUCUGCUACGCCAUGGAAACGGCGCUGGUGACACCCGUGUUGCUGCAGAUAGGUCUUCCAGAGCAGUACUACAGUCUGACAUGGUUACUCAGUCCCGUUCUCGGCCUCAUGUUCACUCCUCUGAUCGGCUCGGCCAGCGACCGCUGCACCCUGCGAUGGGGCAGGAGGAGACCGUUCAUCCUGGCUCUGUGCAUUGGAACACUGUUGGGGGUGGCUCUGUUUUUGAAUGGCUCUCUGAUAGGUUUGUCGCUAGGUGACGAGAAGGGGAGACAGCCAGUAGGAGUAGUUCUCACGGUGCUGGGAGUGGUGGUGUUGGACUUCUGCGCCGACGCCACAGAGGGGCCGAUCCGAGCGUACCUGCUGGAUGUGGCCGAUGCAGAGGAGCAGGACAUGGCCCUCAACAUCCACGCUGCCUCAGCGGGCCUUGGCGGGGCGCUCGGCUACGCCCUCGGGGGAUUGGACUGGACGCACACCUUCCUCGGCACGGUCUUCAAGUCUCAGGAGCAGAUCCUGUUCUUCUUUGCCGCCGCCCUCUUCUCUGUCUCUGUAGUGUUACAUCUGUUGAGCAUCGAGGAGCAGCAGUACUCACCCCAAAACGACAGGCUGGACCAGGAGAGUCCAGAUCCCACUAACACACAGCAGUCCGCCAAUGGCAGGACUGGACUUCUCGCCCCUAAGCUGGAGAUGAUUGGAGAAAAUGAAACUAUGGACAGCUACGACCUCUACGACCCGUAUGGAGACGACCAAUCAGAGCGAGGAGAUAUGGACCUGGACUUCCUGGAGGUGGAGCUUGUGAGAAGUAAAAGCGACAGCGUCCUGGCCAUGGCAGAUGCCACUCUCGACCACCUGGACCACGACGCAAUGUUUCUGUGCCGCAUCGAGCCGUCCAUCUUCGCCGAUCACCUGUCGCCCAAUCGCGGCCCGACCCCAGUCACCUCUUCCUUCUGGAACCUGGACCGCAGCACUCCCCCGUCCCAGCUGGCCAACAUGAGGCGCAGCAGCAGCGCAGCGAGUCAGGACCUGCUGCGGCCUCAGGGCAACUCCCACCAUGCGCACGGCCCCAUCCCCAGGAUUUCUCACCUCUCGGCGUUCCUACAGGAAAUGGAGAACGACGAUGGGCAGGAGGCGCUGCUGAACAACCAGCUCAAUGAGCAGCGGACGCUGAACGGCCGGCUCUUAGGCAAUAUAUCCAGCGCUGAUAGAAUGAGCACAGACAGGUUGAGCUCUAAAGGACAGACCAAUCGUGCUGGAAUGGUCAAAGCUGCCAGCACAGGAGCCCCCCAGACGCGGCAGUCGCGCCACCGCCACACCUUCUACCGCCAGCCGUCCUGCACCUUCUCCUACUACGGCCGCGUGGGGAGCCACCGCUACCGCUACCGCCGGGCCAACGCCGCCUUCCUCAUCAAGCCCUCCCGCAGCAUGAACGACCUGUACGAGGUGGAGGCCCGGCACCGGAGGAGGAACCGGCAGAGGAACCGGCACCGCAGCGCGAACACCAACUCGUCCAGCGGAGACACCGAGAGCGAAGAGGGCGAGGUCGAGACCACCGUGCGGCUGCUGUGGCUCUCAAUGCUAAAGAUGCCUCCGGAGCUGCUGCGGCUGUGCGCCUGCCACCUGCUCACCUGGUUCUCCAUCAUCGCUGAAGCAGUGUUCUUCACCGAUUUCAUGGGCCAAGUCAUCUACCAUGGAGAUCCCACUGCUCCUGCUAAUUCGACUUUAUUGGAUAACUAUCACAAGGGAGUUCAGAUGGGAUGCUGGGGACUGGGUAUUUAUGCCAUGACUGCUGCUACAUGCUCAGCUAUUCUUCAGAAGUACCUUGACAACUUUGACUUGAGCAUUAAAGUCAUCUACAUCCUGGGGACACUUGGAUUCUCUAUAGGAACCGCUAUCAUGGCAAUCUUCCCUAACGUCUAUGUUGCCAUGGUGAUGAUAAGCAGCAUGGGCAUCAUCUCCAUGAGUAUCUCCUACUGUCCCUAUGCGUUGUUGGGACAGUAUCACGAAAUGAAACAGUACAUCCAGCACAGCCCUGGAAACUCUCGGAGAGGCUUUGGCAUCGACUGUGCUAUUUUAUCCUGUCAGGUAUACAUCAGUCAGAUCCUGGUGGCCUCCGCUCUAGGGUCAGUGGUGGAAGCUGUUGGCAGUGUCCGUGUCAUUCCCGUGGUGGCCUCUGGAGGCUCCCUCCUCGGGUUCUUCACAGCCUGCUUCCUGGUCAUUUACCCCACUCCCAACAACGGGGACGGGGAGUCGACCAAAGCGUCUGAGAAACAGGCCUUGACAACGUUGGAGAAUCCCAACAACAAAGUAGCUGUUACCGUGGUGACGGAGAAACCCAGCUUCCUGAAACUCGACAAGGAGGGCAAGGCCACCUCCACCACCACCGCUUCCUACCACACAGAGAAUGAGUCGGCUCUGUGAUCAGACGGCCAGACUCGCUUUACAGACACUGUAACGCCUUUAUCAUCAGUGCAUUUGGAAAGAACUUAAGAAUGUGCCACCGUCCACACGAUGCUGGAGUUUACAGACGGAGAAGAGAUUGUUACGUCGACUAGACCAGUUUUAAUUAAUGCGUCUUGAUUGGCUGCAGAAAAUGACCCAAUCUGAUGUCGGACGAGUUGUUUUACCAUUUGACCCCCAUAAAAAUCAUUCAGGUCUGUGAUGUUUCGAACCGUCACUAAAAUUCCUUCCACUGAACCUUCACGGACGUUUGACUGAUCCGUCAGGGUCGUCCAGUAGUUGUAAGUCACAGACUGGGGCUGUCAGAGGAGGUUGUCUAUGUCUCUCAGGGUCUACUGAGCAGCUGCCUGGACACAUGCACAGACACACACACACACACACACACACACACACACACACGCACCAACUUCAUCUGAAUUGAAUGAACACCUGAAUAACGAACACUGUUGAAGAACUUGAGCCUUUUGAAGCUGCAAUCGUUGAAAAUGCUGAAACUCACUCUUCCUCGCUGUGGAAUUGACGUGGAUGCUGACCGUCGAGAGUGUGUGUGAGCUGUGGACUCGGCGUUUCCAGCAGAUGUUCAGCGUUCACCAAAAUGAACGACACACUGGGCUUUGUGGAACUUUUACAUCACUCUGCGAUAGUAGCUUUAAGACUCUACAGACUUUUGUAUGUGGAAUUUCUGAAACUCAAGCCUGAAGUCUGAUUCCUGGGAGAAAUUAUUGAUCAGCUCCCAAAUUAAUUGAAAGUGUUUACGAUUUCCCUCCGCAUGGCAGAAGUACUAAAAUAUUCAUAUUAGCUUUCAUUUUAGAGCCUCUGCUCUAAAGCAUGCGUGAGAACAUGAAGUUGCCUGCAAAGAUUGAAAAACAAAUGCAGCCGUCUACUGAGUGAAGUUCUAUGAGUGAAAUAGCAUUUCUAAGCUUAACUGCAGGAUACAAGGUCGUUUACAGGGCAUUACGAUCCCAAAUAUUGUUCAAUCAGAAAAAAAUAUUAAGAAACCUUUUUUUUUUCUUUUUUUUUUUUUAAUGAUUGCGAUGCUUCUGUAAUAAUCUGACUAAACUACAUGCUGCAUGUGACAGGAGCAGAGAAGAGGCAAACCAAAA